CCACGCGGUUGCCUAACGGCUCUGCUCCGUGGCCGCCUUUCAGAGAAGAAACAGAGGGAGGAAACGCAAAAAAAAACUCAUCUCUCUCUCUCUCUCCCCCCACCUCCCUCUCUCUCUCUCUUGUGUGUGAGGUGGCGAGCCUGAGGGAGCGGAGGCCACAAGUCCAAUCCGCCCGUAUCUAAUCCGUUCUUGCGCCGCGACGAGGAGGAGGAAGAGGGGGCAGCGGCGCGGUCGGGCUUGAUUCGGGCUCAUCCGUUCCUCGCGGGGGCGCACGCACGGUUGGCAUUUGGAGUGUGAGGCCUCGGCUUCUCUGAAUCCUGAAGCACGGUUGAGCCAUGGCUGGCUCCCUUGCUGCCUCAGCCUUCUUCCCUGGUCCAGGGGCUUCUCCGGCAGCAUCCGCCAAAACAUCAAAGAACUUGGCUGGUGAAUUACCGGAUAAUUUGAGCGUCCGUGGUAUUGUUGCAAAACCUAACGCCCCUUCGGGCAACAUGCAAGUGAAGGCUCAAGCACAGGCUCUUCCCAAGGUUAAUGGCACCAAGGUUAACCUCAAGAGUGCAAGCACAGACAAAGAGGAGGCGAUACCCUACACUGCUCCUAAAACAUUCUACAACCAACUGCCAGAUUGGAGCAUGCUUCUUGCAGCUGUCACUACCAUCUUCCUGGCAGCAGAGAAGCAGUGGACACUGCUUGACUGGAAGCCGAAGAAACCCGACAUGCUUGUUGAUACAUUUGGUUUUGGUAGGAUCAUCCAGGAUGGGCUGGUGUUUAGGCAGAACUUCUUGAUUAGGUCCUAUGAGAUUGGUGCUGAUCGUACGGCUUCUAUAGAGACAUUAAUGAACCAUUUACAGGAAACAGCUCUUAACCAUGUGAAGACAGCUGGCCUUCUUGGAGAUGGUUUUGGCGCCACGCCAGAGAUGAGCAAGCGAAACCUGAUUUGGGUUGUCAGCAAAAUUCAGCUUCUUGUUGAGCAAUAUCCCUCGUGGGGAGAUAUGGUUCAAGUGGACACAUGGGUAGCUGCUGCUGGAAAAAAUGGCAUGCGUCGAGACUGGCAUGUUCGUGACUAUAACUCUGGACGUACAAUCUUGAGAGCUACAAGUGUUUGGGUGAUGAUGAAUAAGAACACUAGAAGGCUUUCAAAAAUGCCAGAUGAAGUUAGGGCUGAGAUAGGCCCGUAUUUCAAUGGCCGCUCAGCCAUAACAGAUGAGCAAAGUGAGAAGUUGGCUAAGCCAGGGAGCACUUCUGAUGGUGAUACUAUGAAACAGUUCAUAAGAAAGGGUCUCACUCCUAGGUGGGGCGACCUUGAUGUCAACCAGCAUGUGAAUAAUGUCAAGUAUAUUGGUUGGAUUCUUGAGAGUGCUCCGAUUUCAAUCCUGGAAAAGCAUGAGCUUGCAAGCAUGACACUGGAUUACAGGAAGGAGUGUGGCCGUGACAGCGUGCUGCAGUCGCUCACCACCGUCGCAGGCGAAUGUGUGGACGGCCACGCAGACUCCACCAUCCAGUGUGACCACCUGCUGCAGCUGGAAUCAGGAGCCGACAUCGUGAAGGCGCACACAGAGUGGCGCCCGAAGCGGGCGCACGGUGGUGAAGGGAACAUGGGCUUUUUCCCGGCGGAGAGCGCAUGAACCCCCCUCCCCCCUGAAGCUGAACUGGCCGAGCAAAGAAAAUCGUGGAGGGGCAGCUCCUGCGAAGCACAAAUCCUAUGUUAUGGGGGUACACUAACGCAACUGAGUGAGUGGUUUUGGUUGGUCGCGAGAAGUUUGGCACAUGGGGGAACGCCGCAUUACCCACCCAACCUGGGGAAUUGGCCAAGACGUGUUUGACGGGAGGCUUGGAGGCACUGGCAUGUAUGGUGGGGGGAGCCCAGGAGGAGGCCAGGAUUGAGGAAGCAGAGCCGAUCUGAGUUGUUGUGAAGAGAGGAACGCAGUGAGUGCUGCUCUAAGGGUCCCAGGACGGAGGAUGGAUGAGUCUGUGUUGUGGGUUGCUGGACAAGGACGCGUACAGGAGCUGAUUGAGGAGGCCGGAGUGGAAGAUUCUGCAGGGGAUGAUGACGAUGAUGUAGUAGGUUAGGCCAGGUUGGGUGUGUAGGAGGCAUUCCCCUUUGUAACAGCCUAAUUUGUACAUUCUUACCAUCUUUGUCUUAUUGAUUGAUCGAAUGAAUCGCAGACCUCCUGCGUUUGCAUCCAUCCAA
Messenger RNA from Sorghum bicolor (sorghum), 2188 nucleotides. Its product is annotated as palmitoyl-acyl carrier protein thioesterase, chloroplastic. The record is from RefSeq and is a predicted model, not a curated record. Lineage: Eukaryota; Viridiplantae; Streptophyta; Magnoliopsida; Poales; Poaceae. Gene Ontology annotation, molecular function: acyl carrier activity; fatty acyl-[ACP] hydrolase activity. The transcript has 7 exons. Gene Ontology annotation, biological process: fatty acid biosynthetic process. The coding region runs from base 336 to 1622 and encodes 428 amino acids.